AUGUCGUCUCAGGUUGCAAAUGGCAAAGACGAGGACGACAUUCCGCCCCCGCAGCGUCCACCUUCGCCUCCUCCGCACACAACGUUUGCUGCUCGCGGUCUCCAUGCCCCUACGUUCUCUGCAUUCCGCCCUCGCGACAUCCGCAUACCGUCCCCGCAGUCUAUGAACCACGUCGCUUGGAGCUGUGAUGGGAAGAGACUGGGCGCGGUGGGCAUUGACAAGGUUGUGCGCUUGUGGCAUCCAGAAAAAAGCAUGGAGAUACGCUCGGCCUCUAUGUUCUCGGGGGGUCACUCGGAUGACGUCGACUACAUCUCGUGGAACCCGACACAUCCGGAGCUCUUCUGCACAUCCAGCCAAAAAGACAGGAGAAUCGUUUUUUGGGAUGCUCGACAGAGCCGCUACGUACAGCAACUGCAACUCAAGGUAUCUCCUGCCCAAACGAGCUAUUCUCCGGAUGGCCGCACGAUUCUAUUUACCACUUCGGGAAAGCAACUUUUUAUACUUGCAUAUGGAAAAGAUGGGGAAGAGAUCAAGGAGCUGUGGCGGCUGUCAGACAAGGAUCCAAUACCAGCAUCGACGGCAACAUUUAAUCACGUCGGAGACGGUCUCGUUCUUACCCAUCAAUCUGAAGCAUCGAUACGUAUACUGCAGUAUCCGUCACUGGCAUUGGUCCACAGUACGCCUGCGCAUGUUGGUGGUUGCGUGGCAGCUGCGUUGGACCCCAGAGGCAGGUAUCUGGCUUCUGGGGGGCAUGACUCCAUCGUGAACAUGUUCGACUUGUCAGAAUGGAUAUGCACACGCACCAUUACUGCCUGCGACAAUGCGAUCACCGCGCUGAGCUUCUCGCAUGAUGGGGAAUUCAUCGCGAUCGCCAAUGCAGGUUCAUACAUCGACAUUUGUGCAACGGAGACCGGCAUGCCCUUGCACCGCGUCCCGGCUCUCGGGUCUUCGCCCACCGUGACAUGGCAUCCAUCGAAAUACGUGAUUGCAUAUUGCGGGCAGACAAAGAUUAGAGAAGGCGGACCACCGCCGUCGGCUUGGAUCAGCCUAUUUGGCCCUGGCAUGUAG
Molecule: messenger RNA, 1068 nt
Organism: Fibroporia radiculosa
Lineage: Eukaryota; Fungi; Basidiomycota; Agaricomycetes; Polyporales; Fibroporiaceae
Exons: 8
Coding region: 1-1068 (355 amino acids)
Biological process (GO): mRNA export from nucleus
Cellular component (GO): THO complex part of transcription export complex
Molecular function (GO): protein binding
Source: RefSeq, a predicted model, not a curated record